AUGACAGAUAAAGAAGAAGGAGGAAAUGGGGAACAAGAUGAUAUCUCAUUUCUUCGAACGGGUGAUAUAGUUGCGAUGACAUGCAUGGCAUCAGCAAAUCGUGAAGGUGUUCUUGGAUCAGAACGAGUAUGUCUCUGUACAGAAGGCUUUGGCAAUCGAAUGUGUAUUCUUGAAAGUGUGUCCGAUCGCGAUAUUCCACCUGAUAUGUCGAUGUGCAUGUUGUACAUAGAUAAUGCUUUAUCGAUGCGCGCUUUACAAGAGAUGAUGAGUUCGGGUAGUGCAAACGAAUUGAAAGGAGCAGGAGGUGGAGGUGGUCACAAAACACUUCUCUACGGCCAUGCUGUCCAGCUAAAACACGUACUUAGUGAAAUGUAUUUGGCUUGUUUGUCAUCAUGUUCAUCAAACGAUAAAUUGGCAUUCGACGUGGGUGUUCAAGAGAAAAAUGAUGAUGAGGCUUGUUGGUGGAUUAUACAUCCAGCGUCGAAGCAGCGAUCAGAGGGUGAGAAGGUGCGGGUCGGAGAUGACGUAAUACUUGUUUCUGUCGCUACUGAAAGAUAUUUGCAUAUGGCCCAUAACAAAGGAUAUAUGGUAAUUGCUUCAUUUCACCAAACACUUUGGAAUAUCACUUCAGUUAGCUCAGGAAGCAUUCGAGUACGAAAUAUAGGCCAUCUAUUCGGUAGUGACGUUGUGCGAUUCUUUCAUGGUAAUGAUGAAGUACUCACAAUUCCUGAGAAUUGGAGUGAAUAUCCACAGCACAACAUGGUUAUAUAUGAAGGUGGCUCCGCUGUAUCACAAGCACGAUCUUUGUGGAGAAUAGAAUUAAUACGAAUGAAGUGGCAUGGCGCAUUAAUCAACUGGGAACAUGCGUUUAGAGUUCGUCACAUUACAUCUGGAAGAUAUUUGGGUGUGUUGGAAAAUGCCGUGCAACUUUAUCAUAAGGAUAAAUCAGAUUACGAUCUGACUGCUUUUAUAAUGUGUCAAAAUAAAGAUCAGAAGAAGCAAAUGCUGGAAGAAAAAGAAGAGGAAGGAAUGGGAAUUGCAACGAUUCGUUACGGCGAAACGGACGCUUUCAUACAACAUAUUAAGACUCAGCUGUGGUUAUCAUAUCAAACAUCCGAAGUAACAAAAAAAGGCCUUGGAAAGGUUGAAGAAAAAAAAGCAGUCGCACUCAAAGAUGGUCAUAUGGAUGAUUGUUUUACAUUUUUUAUGGCUCUUGAAGAAGAAUCGAAAUCAGCGCGGGUCAUACGAAAGUGUUCAUCAGUGCUGAAUCGGUUCUUAAAAGGCAUCGAAGCUUUGCAACGAGAAGGUAAACAGUCAAAUGACUGGAUCAGAGUGGAUUUGAAAGAAGUUCUGAAACUGAUGGAAGAUCUCAUUAAAUAUUUUGCACAACCUGACGAAGCUGAUGAUUUUGAAGAAAAACAGAAUCGUCUUCGUGCAUUAAGAAGUCGUCAGGAUUUGUUCCAAGAGGAGGGAGUCUUAAACAUGAUUCUUGACACAAUAGAUAAAUUCUCCGAGAUGGAAGCUUUGCCUGAUUUUGCUGGUUUAAUUGGUGAAGAAACUCAGAUGAUGUGGGAAGAGAUAGCGACUUAUCUUUAUCUUCUAGUUGCUGCUAUGAUUAAAGGUAAUCACUAUAAUUGUGCGCAGUUUGCCGCUGCGCAAAGGCUUGAUUGGCUUUUCGGAAGACUUGCAAAUCCACAAUCUGCUGAAGGUAUUCUUGAUGUUUUGUAUUGUGUGCUAACUGAAUCACCAGAAGCAUUAAAUAUGAUUAACGAAGAUCAUAUUAAAUCAGUAAUAUCACUGCUGGAGAAAGUUGGAAGAGAUCCUAAGGUCCUUGAUGUACUUUCUUCUCUAUGUGAAGGUAAUGGAAUGGCAGUAAGAAGCAGUCAGAAUACAAUCACUAAACAUUUACUUCCUGGAAAAGACUUGCUUUUGCAAACGAAAAUGAUGGACCAUGUGAGCAGCAUGUCUCCUAAUGUACUCGUUGCUGUACAAGAAGGCAGUUCGCAAUUUCGUCGCUGGUAUUAUGAGGCGGAAGUGGAACAUAUUGAAGAAAUGACUAAGCUAAAACCUUAUUUAAGAAUUGGAUGGGCCAAUAGUCUCGGAUACAGGCCAUUUCCAGGAUCGGGUGAUGGAUGGGGUUGUAAUGGUGUGGGGGACGAUUUUUAUUCCUAUGGAUUCGACGGCAGUUGCAUUUAUUGUGCUGGUAAAGGAAAACAAGUCGGCAACCGAAAAUUGCAGAAAGGUGAUAUUGUCGGAUGCAUUUUAGACCUCACUAUACCGGAGAUAAGAUUCACUCUCAAUGGCCAACAAAUCAGUGCAUUCUAUAAAAAUUUUAACAUUGAUGGAUAUUUCUUUCCAGUUAUGUCAUUAUCGGCUAAGGUCAGUUGUCGAUUUAUUUUUGGCAGUUGCCAUGGACUUUUACGAUUUGGGCCACCAUCUGGAUUUAGUCCUCUUGCCGAAGCGAUCAGUGAACAACUCGAGAUCGCUGAAUAUUUUUCAUUUGGUAAACUGGCCAAAAAUAUAUUUUAUGGACCUAGUACAAUGCAUUCAAAUGCCAAACCUUUCGUUCCAACUCCUAUCGAUAUUUCUUCAUCGAUACUGCCGCAUUUUGCAAUGGAGUUUCAUGAAAAACUAGCUGAAAAUCUUCAUGAACUCUGGGCAAUGCGAAAAAUCGAAUUAGGUUGGACUUUUGGAGAGGUUAGAGAUGAAUUACAAAGACAUCAUCCUUGUUUGACAUCGUUUGAUAAACUACCAGUGACAGAAAAGAAUUACAACAUCAAUUUGGCGAUUGAUACAAUGAAGACAAUUGAUGCAUUGGGCUAUAAUAUGGUAGUGGACAAACCACCUACACGUUUGCGGCCCAUUCGACUGCCACAAAAUUAUCAGCAGUCGAAUGGAUUUAAGCCACAACCAUUGGAUUCACAUGAAAUAAGUCUUGAUGAGAAUAUAACUCCACUGAUCGAUGCAUUGGCAAAGAAUACGCAUAAUGUAUGGGCCAAAGAAAAAAUUCAUAGGGGAUGGACAUUUGGACUGAAUGAAUUUGUGGAUUCAAAUCAAAAGCGUAGUCCACAUCUCGUUCCAUAUGAUUUGGUGGAUCAGAGAAUCAAGGAUGCGAACAAAGAAUCUGCUGCUGAGUUCAUCAAAGCUUUACAGCUAUUUGGAAUAUUUCUAGAGCCUCCUGUUCAUGAACAUGAUGAAGGUGCUGAAAAAGAAUUAUUGGCAUCGCGUACGCCAUCACUGAUAUAUCGAGCAGAGGCAACGUAUGCGGUAACGAGUGGAAAAUGGUAUUUCGAGUUCGAAGUCCUGACUUCGGGGUUUAUGAAAGUUGGAUGGAUCGAUAUUGGAGCCCCACCAGAUACAGAUCUCGGACUCGAUGAACGUUCAUACGGUUUUGAUGGGUAUUUAAAAAUAUUGGUUUAUUAA
Molecule: messenger RNA, 3423 nt
Organism: Dracunculus medinensis (Guinea worm)
Lineage: Eukaryota; Metazoa; Nematoda; Chromadorea; Rhabditida; Dracunculidae
Source: the annotation of a GenBank genome assembly